AACUUUCAUUUUUAAUAUCAAUCUGCCUAACGAAUACAUUCCUUUGAUAGCAAUGGCUCCCAAGCUAUCAUUCUGUUUCCUUUCCCUGGUAGUCGUCGUAUUUACGACUUUGUCCUCCUCCGCCGCUCUUCUCUCCUCGUCCGACUUCCCUUCUUCUCCGCCACCGUCGUAUCCGAAAGCCAUGUCGGAUUUGAAGGAGGCGAUUGUAAAGGGGUUAGGGUUUCAGGCGGAUGAUUUUAAGAUUUCGGGAUUUGAUGUAAGAGAUGUGUUGGUGGGCCGGUCGGUGGCGUAUGAAUUCGACAUUGAAAUAGAUAAACAGGUGUUACCGUUUCAGUUGUUGGAGGAUGUUAAUCGAUGGGAGUAUGUGGAUUUGCCGAUCUUUAGAGUUGAGGAAGAACCUGUGAGGCCUGGCGAUGAGAAUGGGAUAGUGAAGCACAGUGGAAAGCCGGAUAAUGGAUUGCCUGUUCUGGCUCCUUUUCAGCUUGCUGGACCCAUGGAGAUCUGGAUUCAGGAUGCAAAGAAUAUGCGCAUUUCGUUGCCGCAUGAUGUGGAUGCUGGUGUCCUGAAGAAAGUAAUAUUGGCUGAUGGUGCGGUGGUUACAGUUAAGGGUGCUAGAUCAGUCGGCCUACGCCACCCAGUUGAUCUCCCAUUGCCCUUCAACAGAAGUCAAAAUGGUUUUGCUUCUGGUCUUAUGGCCCUUUCUGAACAGCUACGCCAUGCUUCUCGGAACCAAGAAGCUCCACUCCUAUCUCUUCGCAUUGUUGGCCCUACCUCUAUAGCAUCUCCAUCUCCAUCAUCUUCAUCUUCUUCUUCCAGUAACAGACUAAUAUUAAAACGCCUUGCCCCAGGCCUUGUGGAGUUAUCAUCGUUUUCAAAAACACAGCCCUUUGAUGCCUUCUCCCCUCUUGAUUUGGAAGAAGCUGGAAGUGUCCUAACUCCAAAACAUUUCACUACAAUGUGGCCAUUUGCUUCUGUAAAUGGCUCAAAUGCGAAUUUGCUGGGUUUUGAGAAAUUGCUGGUUUCUGUGUUGGGUCCUAAGGCAAAUAAGAAAGGUUCCUUCAGGUUGUUAAAGGCAGAUGUGUCAGCUCAGACAUUUGUGAAAAUAGGAUUUGGGGUUGAAAAGAAGGUGAAAGAAGGGGAUGGAUUAGAUUGGGAGGGCUUUCCUGAGUGGAGGACAAAGCCUGAGACGGUCAGGAUGCAUUUUGAGGUUCUGGCUAAGGUUGAUGGUGACAGGGUUGUACCAGAGAGGGUGAUGCAGGUUAACCCUGCUGUUGUGGAAGAUGCUGUUGCCUCUAAUGUGCUUAUGGGGAAUGUGACCAUGUCUAAGAUCCCUAUUGUGCACACACCCUCUAAACCCCUGACCUUAUAAAUGGUUGGACGGGAGUUGAUUUUGGCUUGGUUAUGAAAGAGUGUAAAUCCUUUUAAUUUUUCCUCACAUUUUUACGAGGAGUUAGAAGAGAUGCAAUUGUAAAGCUAUUGUGCAGAUAAGGGUUAUGUAUUCCUAAUUCAACAUAUGCUAAAUUAAUAUGGGUCUCCACGUAAUCGUAAAAAAAUUACCCCCUCUAUGUACAUGUUCAUGGUGCUGUUGCAGGAAUGAUAAAAUUUUAUUUCCGGUUGUUAGC
Molecule: messenger RNA, 1622 nt
Organism: Manihot esculenta (cassava)
Lineage: Eukaryota; Viridiplantae; Streptophyta; Magnoliopsida; Malpighiales; Euphorbiaceae
Exons: 3
Coding region: 53-1369 (438 amino acids)
Source: RefSeq, a predicted model, not a curated record